UCUCGCUGCUGCACAGAGAGUGUGCACAAGAGCUGCCACAGAUUUGAAGAAGCGUCUCGCAUCUGUUGAGGAUUACAAUCAGGAAACAAUUUCCUGGAGUUAUCGUUUUUAUAAAUUGGAUUAAGAAAGACAUCUGGAACCCCUGGGAUGUGUGGGUGGGGAGCAGUCUUGAAUGGAUGAUUAAGUACUCAAGGAUGACUGGAUAAGAGCUUCCAGCAGCGAUUGCUCCACAGCAGAUGAUUCUCAUGAGGUAUCUGGUCAAACGUUGACUCACUGCAGGUGUGAACUUCAGUUCCUCGUGAGGCCAUGAAGGAUUGGGAGCAAAGUUUAAGACACAGCUCUAGGAUUUUGACUCCAAUCUCUGGGGCACCUGCUCAUCACUGAAAUUGCUUUCCAUCCUCCAAGUUUACAACUUCAAAGCAUAGAGCAAUCUUCCACAGGGACAUAGUUUGUCUGUAUUCAAAACACAUUGGAAAAGGCUUAUAAUUAUGCCUUCACUCUCAUUAUCUCUGUUUCUUCUGCUGCACGACUGAGAGGUGAGGGAGAAGUGGAUCAGAGGGUGAGGAGCUUUUUUUCAUCAAGAUUAGAGAAGGUAGAAGAGGGAGAGAGGAAGGCAAAGGGGGGAGGGAGAGAUAAACAGACAGUUUGAGGCGGUAAACACGUCCCGUCCAGAGCCAGCUCUCCUCUAAACACAUCAGCCAUAAAUCAGCAUCUGUCUGUGGUGACUCUGAAACAGGAGGACAAACCGGAGCACAUAGAAAACACUGUGGUUGUCAGUCUGGAAACACUGGAGGAGAGAUAAACUGAAAAAGCUGAUUAUUAGUCAGAUUAAACUUCUCAAUUUUCCAGUAGAGACGAAAAACAAGAGCAAGCCACAGUCAUGGACGUCUCCCACAGCUUCUCUUGUCUUUGCAAGAUGAAACAGAAGCACAUGAGCAAAAGUAGCAGCAGCGCCUUCCAAACCAGAUCCACCUCCAGACCCCACCAGCCUCUCCUCCAUCCCAGGACCCUGCUCCUGCUGCCCUUGCUGCUCCUGCUCUGUCUCUCCCUGUGGAGCCAGCAGGCCGAGGCCCUGGUUCACUCCAGCUUCAGACGGCUCAGCGGCCGCGAAAAGAAGGAGAUGCAGAAGGAGAUCCUGUCCAUCUUGGGUCUGCCAGGGCGACCCAGACCCCACCCGCCACUGCGACCGCCCUCCUCUGCACCGCUCUUCAUGCUGGACCUGUACCAUGCCAUGUCGGCCGAUGGAGAGGAUGACGGGAAUGAAAUUAUUGUGAAUGGACCAGGCAUGGGGAAGUUUGGAGGGGCAGAAAGGUUGGCUCAGGUCAGCCAUGCCGUGCCGACCCUCAGCACACACACUCCACCGCUGGGCACGGUGGUCAGUGAGGCUGACACAGUGAUGAGCUUCGUCAACCUGGUGGAGCAGGAGCGUGACCUCCUGCAGCCUCGUCCGUACUGGAAGGAGUUUCGUUUCGAUCUGACGCCCCUCCCUCAGGGUGAGACGGUGACGGCAGCAGAGUUUCGAAUCUAUAAGACCCUGACGAUGGGCCAGAGGGCUAACCGAACACUGCACAUCUCCGUCUAUGAGAUCCAGAGAGAGAACAGACACAGAGAGCCAGAGCUGGUGCUGCUGGACAUGCAGUCGGUGCCUGCAGGACAGGAGGGCUGGCUGGCCUUUGACGUCACCUCAGCCUCCAACCACUGGCUCCUCCACCCCCGCAGCAACCUGGGCAUACGUCUCUAUGUGGAGACAGAGGAGGACCGCUCCCUGUCUGCAGGCUGGAUCGGGCUGGUGGGACGCCGGGGCCCUCGCUCCAAACAGCCCUUCAUGGUGACCUUCUUCAGGGAGAGUCAGGUGCCGUGUCGGCCGCCACGAGCUGUCAAGCCACAUCCCCGCAAGAAGAAACCUAAAUACGACCUCCCAGUCCCCAGCAUCCAUAAUCGAAGCCCUGCGAACAACGGAGGUCAGCCCUGUAAAAAACAUGAACUCUACGUCAGCUUCAGUGACCUGGGAUGGAAGGACUGGGUUCUGGCCCCCACCGGAUACUCAGCUUACUACUGUGACGGAGAGUGUUUUUAUCCUCUGGGCUCCUGCAUGAACGCCACUAACCACGCCCUCAUCCAGCAAGUGGUCCACCUCCUGAAACCUGACGAGGUUCCUAAGGCAUGCUGCGCCCCCACUAAGCUCAGCCCCAUCUCCGUCCUCUUCUAUGACGACAACAACAACGUCAUCCUCAAAAAACACCGUAACAUGGUGGUUAAGACCUGUGGGUGUCUAUGAGAAUCAGUAAGGUUCCAGUUGGACCCUGAAGAGUCCAAAGCCAAUCAAAAAUGUACAUGGAUGAUUUUUUUUCCACCCCAACAGUCAUGAACUCUGCAGAAACCUUUAACGCUGGCUAACAGGUUGAUUGACAAAGGUAGCAGAAAUCUAAUUUAACAGGUUUGUGAUUAUGUGUCAAAGUUCUGAUUUAGGAGUUAAUUGCAGUAUUUUCUGGGUCUUUGGUAUCUAUAUCCAAAUUUGCAAACUUUUCCCCAAACUGGGAAACAACCUUUUUAUGCCUUUCUUAACAGCAAAUUAAUUCAGAUAUCUCCAUAGACAGGUUUAAAUGGCAGAUUACUCAGCAGUACAUACCUUUAGAGAUGCCUGUUUUAUUUUUAACAAGAAAGAAAUUAAAUGAAAGCACUAUUAUUGUUGCAACACAAAGGCUAUA
Molecule: messenger RNA, 2708 nt
Organism: Epinephelus fuscoguttatus (brown-marbled grouper)
Lineage: Eukaryota; Metazoa; Chordata; Actinopteri; Perciformes; Serranidae
Gene: bmp8a
Product: bone morphogenetic protein 8a
Exons: 7
Coding region: 881-2278 (465 amino acids)
Biological process (GO): SMAD protein signal transduction
Cellular component (GO): extracellular region
Molecular function (GO): growth factor activity; cytokine activity
Source: RefSeq, a predicted model, not a curated record